Messenger RNA from Elephantulus edwardii (Cape elephant shrew), 1692 nucleotides. Its product is annotated as zinc finger protein 429-like. The coding region runs from base 1 to 1692 and encodes 563 amino acids. Lineage: Eukaryota; Metazoa; Chordata; Mammalia; Macroscelidea; Macroscelididae. The record is from RefSeq and is a predicted model, not a curated record. Gene Ontology annotation, cellular component: nucleus. The transcript is spliced from 4 exons.
AUGUUUAAGCUCCUCUCGGCCCUCAUGGUGCACGAAGGCCUGCACAGCGGGGACAGGUCCUUCAAGUGUAAGGUCUGUGCCAAAAUCUUUCACUGUAAGGCUAUCCUCCUGGAACACAUGAAGAUCCACACGGGAGAGAAGCCCUUUGUUUGUGAGGACUGUGGCAAGGCGUUCACUCAGCAGUCCACGUUGACGGUGCACCGACGCAUGCACAGUGGAGAGAAGCCUUACGCGUGUCAGGAGUGUGGGAAAACCUUUAGUUCCUCCUCACAGCUUUCCUCGCACAGAAGAGGUCACAGCGGAGUGCGACCUCACACCUGUCAAGUGUGUGGCAAGACCUUCCGGGAUUCUGGUAACCUCAGUAAGCAUGCCGCCGUUCACAGUGACGAGAGGCCUUUCGCCUGCAAGCAGUGUGGGAAAACCUUCAAAAACAAGUCCACGCUCCUCGUCCACGGCCAGACCCACAGUUCAGAGCGGCCGUACGCCUGUCAGGAGUGUGGCAAGGCCUUCCGCCGUCUGUUGCACCUGACUGCGCACACGCGCAUUCACACUGGAGAGAGGCCUUACAGGUGUGAGCACUGCGGAAAAACCUUUAACCAUUCUUACUCCAUCCAGGAACACCUGAGAAUUCACACUGGGGAGAGGCCCUACAAAUGUGAGGAGUGUGGGAAAGGCUUCAUUAGUUCCUCGGAUCUGAAUAAGCACACAAAAAUACACAGCACCGAGAAGCCUUACAAGUGUCAGAUGUGUGGGAAAGGCUUCCGGCUGUCCACGGCCCUCAACGCCCAUAUGAAAACGCACAGUGCGGCGAGACCCUACGAGUGUAAGGAGUGUGGAAAGACCUUCCGAAGUUCCUCGCACUUCAAGUCCCACAGACGUUUUCACACGGGGGAGAGACCAUAUGCCUGUCAGCAGUGUGACAAGAGCUUUCGAGAUCUCUCUGUUCUCCGCAAUCACGAGCGGUUGCAUGGUUCAGAGAGGCCUUAUGCGUGCGAGGAGUGUGGGAAAACCUUUAAAUGUUCCUCCUUUCUCAGCAAACACAGGAAAAUCCACAGCGGAGAGAAGCCUCAUGCAUGUGACCGAUGUGGAAAGGCGUUUGGCCUUGCCUCACACCUCCGUGUGCAUCAGCGAUUUCACACUGUCCCGGUCGUCCAGCUGCGCCACUUGAGCGGCCGCUGCGGCUCCUGGACGCGGGGUGGAGGCGGGGGUGUAUCCUGUGCAGGUGAGAUCGCGACCUUUGCAGGUGGGAUCGAGACCUUUGCAGGUGCGAUCGCGGCCUUUGCAGGUGAGAUCGAGGCCUUUGCAGGUGCGAUCGCGACCUUUGCAGGUGAGAUCGAGACCUUUGCAGGUGCGAUCGCGGCCUUUGCAGGUGAGAUCGAGGCCUUUGCAGGUGCGAUCGCUGCCUUUGCAGGUGAGAUCGAGACCUUUGCAGGUGGGAUCGAGACCUUUGCAGGUGCGAUCGCGGCCUUUGCAGGCCUUCGGUGUGGCCCAGCAGAACGCAUCCAGUCCAGGCCGCUGGGCAUCCAGGCGGACCAUCUUGGUCUGUCUGUCCAGGCCAAGCAUUUACAGCCCUUCCAGCACCGUGAAGCAAGUGUGGACCAAGUGGGCAUGGCUGGGAUCACGGUUCUUAUUCACCCACAGACCUGGCGUCGUGAUCACCCCAUCCUGGCGGACCUUGGUAUUGUCACCUAA